Molecule: messenger RNA, 1562 nt
Organism: Brachypodium distachyon (stiff brome)
Lineage: Eukaryota; Viridiplantae; Streptophyta; Magnoliopsida; Poales; Poaceae
Product: probable pectinesterase 53
Exons: 5
Coding region: 256-1425 (389 amino acids)
Biological process (GO): cell wall modification
Molecular function (GO): pectinesterase activity
Source: RefSeq, a predicted model, not a curated record
CUCAAGUUGUGUCGUGUCACUCCACUCCACAAUUCCCUUUCCAUUCUAUCCUUGCCCGUGAUCGAUCGAUCGAUCGAUCCUCCUUAAAUUCCCCCUCCCUUUUCGCCUGCUCUCGCGCACCAAAACCCCCCGCGCCACGCCUGUCCAGCAGUCCAGCUACCCGGCCGACUGUUCAAUCGCCACGCCGGCCGGCGCGGCAUUAAUAACUAGCUGUGCUGGCAUCGGCGCCGCUGCAGUGCGCCGUUUCCACCCGCGAUGUCCGCGCCACGCGCCCGGCUCCUCGCCUGCAUUGGCAUUGCCGUGGCCACGGCGCUCGCCGUCGUGCUGCCAGACGGCGUGGCGGGACACACGCGGGGCGUGCGGCCGGGGGAGGUGGCGAAGAACCAGCCGCCGUUCCCGGAGAACGCGACGCGGGCGGAGGAGCUGGAGCGGCUCUUCUUGCGGUGGGUGCGCUACGUCGGCGGCCUCCAGCACACCACGUUCCGGCACGCGCCGCUCGCCCGCGUGUUCCCUUCCUACUCGCUCGUCGUCGACAAGAACCCUUCGUCCGGCGACUUCACGUCCAUCCAGGCCGCCGUCGACUCUCUCCCGCCCAUCAACCUCGUCCGCGUCGUCAUCAAGGUCAACGCCGGCACCUACACGGAGAAGGUGAACAUAUCGCCGAUGCGCGCCUUCAUCACCCUGGAGGGCGCCGGCGCCGACAGGACGGUCGUGCAGUGGGGCGACACCGCCGAUACGCCGGCCGGGCCGAGGGGCCGCCCCCUCGGCACGUACGGCUCCGCGUCGUUCGCCGUGAACGCGCAGUACUUCCUCGCCAGGAACAUCACUUUCAAGAACACGUCGCCGGUGCCGAAGGCGGGGGCGUCGGGGAAGCAGGCGGUGGCUCUGCGGGUGUCGGCGGACAACGCGGCGUUCGUCGGGUGCAAGUUCCUGGGCGCGCAGGACACGCUCUACGAUCACACGGGACGGCACUACUACAAGGACUGCUACAUCGAAGGCUCCAUUGACUUCAUCUUCGGCAAUGCGCUCUCGCUCUACGAGGGUUGCCACGUGCACGCGAUCGCGCGGGACUACGGCGCGCUGACGGCGCAGAACCGGCAGAGCAUGCUGGAGGACACGGGGUUCUCCUUCGUCAACUGCCGGGUGACGGGGUCCGGAGCGCUCUACCUCGGCCGCGCCUGGGGCACCUUCUCCCGCGUCGUCUUCGCCUACACUUACAUGGACGACAUCAUCAUCCCCCGUGGCUGGUACAACUGGGGCGACCCCAGCCGCGAGCUGACGGUGUUCUACGGGCAGUACAAGUGCACGGGUCCCGGCGCGAGCUACUCCGGCAGGGUGUCGUGGUCGCGCGAGCUCACCGACGAGGAGGCCAAGCCCUUCAUCUCGCUCAGCUUCAUCGACGGCACGGAGUGGGUCAGAUUGUGAGACCGGGCUCGAUAUAGCUGUCGUAACACACACGGCCCGCACAUCAUCAUGUAAAAAAGGAAGGACAAAAGUUAACAGAGGGAAGUUAUACAGACUCGUUUAUUCGGGGUCGGCUUUUUGGCGAUUGUGUUUCUUCA